Molecule: messenger RNA, 1625 nt
Organism: Blepharisma stoltei
Lineage: Eukaryota; Ciliophora; Heterotrichea; Heterotrichida; Blepharismidae
Source: the annotation of a GenBank genome assembly
AUGCUGGCUUUUAAACUACUUUAUUAUAAAGAAACGAAUUAUGCUUUAUUUAUAGUAUGUAACAGAUUUUUUGUGAAAGCAAAAUACCUUAAUUUGUAUUAAAAUAUAUUUAAUAGGCUGCAAUAUAUUCAAAUUUAGCCUGAAAAACAUGUAUUUUAUUGCAUAAAAAUUUGCAUAAUAUGGACUUAGACUUUAAAAUUCUAAAGCAAUCACCGCUAUCUUCAUGGGACUCAGAGUCCACAACCAAGGUCGCCCGCACCUUUGAUUUAAGAAAAAGAAGCACAUCAGAAAAAGCUUUAAAAACUGCUGAAGCAACUGCAAAAGAUAAUCGACGUGACAAAAGAUAUGGAUUUCAAAGGGACACUUUCACAAGUAGCAUUGCCAGUGAGUUCACCACUUCUAUGAACGAUUUUCUGAAAAGUUCAGCUGAGCUUCAAAGCGAAUUCCACCGCUUGUCUGAUGCAAGUCGAAAUGCGACAUCAAGAAAAUCAAAUCCUUCGUUAAAUAUAGUAAAUCGCAACUUUUACCCUAGUAUAUCAGAAGGAUCAAUUGAAAGCCCGAGAUAUCCGAUAAAAGAUGACCUUAGAAUUAUCCAGCCCAGCAAUUUAGCUAGUAAAAUCAGCAGCCCAAGGAUGGAAGGUGGUUAUGACAGUGUUGCUGAAAAACUUUUAACUGUUUUAGCAGAGCCAAAAAGACCGUCACCUGUCCCAAAACUUAACCAAGUCUGCAACUCAGCAAGAAAUUCCACACCAGUCCAAUAUAAAGAUGAUGGAGUCCUACCGACCCCACGCACAACUGUCAAAAUGUGGGAACAAGCCAAAUUAUCCCAUGAAGAAGAAAUUUUCGGGUCAUUUUUAAAGCGAAAUUUUGACUCAAAUUCAGAAGAAGACGUUUUGAUUUUGGGAAUCAUUUUUAUGUAUGAAGAGCAAAAAAAGAUUUUGCAGAGGGAGAUCAGAAGACAUCAAAAUGAAUUAGUCAAUAAAGAACCAAGCAGCUGUGAAGCCCAUGAAAAGAAAAUAAAAAGACUGGAAAACCAGAACCAAGACUUGAAACAGGAAAAUAUGAGGCUAAAAUAUGAUCUGACUCAGCAUAAGGAUGAAAGCAGAUCUUUAGAAACUACUUUGACGCAAAGCAAGGAAAAAGAUAUUUUACAAAAACUGACAGAUAUUUUGGAGACUGGGGCAGAGCACCUGCCUGAGCAAGCAGCAAAGCUGAAGUCACAAAUUAAAAAUGCAGAACUGGUAACGUACUCAAUAAUGAGAAUGGCAAAUGAAUUAUCGCUGCAUGGGGAUCCAAAUGAGCUGAGCUCAGUUAUUGAGGAAAUUCAGUGCUUUGUGUAUUCUUUGCAAAAUGAGCAUAAAGAAAUAGAAAAAUUUGUACAUGAAAUUUCAAAGACCUUAAAUGUAAGCCAAGAUCUUAAUCAAAUUUUAAAUGCGUGCAGAGCAGUGCCUUAUAUGAAAAAAUUAUUUAAUUUCCAAGAUGAUCUUAUUACCAGUAUAGAUUCGCUAUUUUUGAGGACGCAUGAGAUACAGUCUUUCUCGCAGUUUAUGAAGAGAAAACUGAAAAUGCAUCCUUCUGCUUCUUUAAGUGAAGUUCUUGAAAAAUUACGAGACUGUGUGCAUUAA